AUGAGGUGUAAUCAGAGUUGUGGCUUGCUGACCGUGGCAGCCAUCGGAGCGUUGCUGGCUGUCCUUGGGGGGAUUCUGAUUCCGGUUGGGAAUCAUUUCGUUGAGAAGACAAUAAAAAAGGAAGCUGUCAUUGAAAAUGGCACAAUCGCCUACGAGAACUGGAUUGUUCCUGGGUGUCCCAUUUACCGACAGUUUUGGGUUUUCGAUGUACAGAACCCAGAGGAGGUGAUGGAGAAGGGUUCUGCUCCAAUACUUGAGCAGAAAGGCCCGUACACUUACAGGAUGCGAUACCUGCCCAAAGAAAACAUCACUGAACAUGAAGAUGCCACUCUGUCUUACCUCCAGCCAAAUAUUAUGCUUUUUCAACCCAAUAUGUCAGUUGGGCCGGAAAGUGACACCGUCACCACCGUCAACCUUGCAGUUGUGGCUGCACCGGCUUUGUUUAAAAGUGUUCUUAUUCAAGCCUUGAUGAAUAUCUGGAUAAAAUCGUCAAAGUCAAAAUUCCUCCAGACUAGAACGGUGAAAGAAAUACUUUGGGGUUACGAAGAUCCUUUCUUGAAAAAAAUUCCAAUCGUAAAAUUGGAUAAACGCGUUGGAGUAUUGUAUCCUUAUAAUAAAACAACUGAUGGCCCUUACCGAAUUUAUACUGGGAAAGACGAUAUAAACAAGAAAGGAACUAUCCUGACUUUUAAUAAUAGCAGGACCCUUCAAUACUUUAAGAGCUAUUGUAGCAUGAUCAAUGGCACUGAUGCGUCCUCGUUCCACCCUUUUGUCAACAAGAGCGAAGAGCUGUACUUCUUGUCCUCGGAUGUUUGCAGGUCAGUCUCCGCCAGAUUCGACAGGGAGGAGACGGUGAAAGGGAUCCUGCUUUACCGCUUCAGCAUCCCUCCGUCGGCUUUUGCCUCAACCCUUACCAACCCGGACAAUAUCUGCUUUUGCACAGAGAAGGAGAUUAGUUUGAACUGUACAACAAGUGGAGUUCUGGAUAUCAGCUCCUGCAAACAAGGCAAACCCGUCUACCUCUCCUUGCCCCACUUCCUGCACGGAAGUAAGAUACUUUUUCAAUUUGUGAAAGGGAUGAAGCCCAGCGUGGAAGAACACACCACCUUUCUGGAUGUGGAACCGGUCACAGGAUUUACCUUGGGCUUUUCCAAAAGGUUGCAGGUUAAUCUACUGGUGACACCAAAUUCAAAUAUCGCAGCACUAAAAAACAUCAAGCAUUUCUUUUACUUUCCUAUUCUGUGGCUGAACGAGACGGCUACGAUCGAUGAUGAGAAAGCAGAAUUUUUCCGAUCAAAAGUGACCAACAAGAUCAAGUUGCUCUACUUCCUUCAACUGGCCCUAAUUAUCAUUGGUUCUGUAAUGUUCCUGGGCGUUCUAAUUGUCUUUUUCAUGUGCAAAGACAAGAGACCUAAAUUACCUGUCUGGUGA
This is a messenger RNA of Protobothrops mucrosquamatus (brown spotted pit viper), 1431 nucleotides long. Its product is annotated as platelet glycoprotein 4-like. Gene Ontology annotation, biological process: low-density lipoprotein particle clearance; lipoprotein transport; receptor-mediated endocytosis. Lineage: Eukaryota; Metazoa; Chordata; Lepidosauria; Squamata; Viperidae. Gene Ontology annotation, molecular function: low-density lipoprotein particle binding; low-density lipoprotein particle receptor activity; scavenger receptor activity. Bases 1 to 1431 code for a protein of 476 amino acids. Gene Ontology annotation, cellular component: cell surface; cytoplasm; caveola. The transcript has 13 exons. The record is from RefSeq and is a predicted model, not a curated record.